GUAAAAUUGGAAGCAUUGCCAAGGCAUCAAUCCCAAACAGUGGAUAUACCCAGUGUUGUAGAACGUGCACUAUAAUCACAUUACAGUUUAGUAUUGAGACAACGAUCCCAUUUCAUUGAUGAAGUUCUUGUAGUAAAAGAGAGUGACGGGUUGCCAUGACGACCAUGGAGUCGCCGCAGAUCCAGGUGACGUCGUAUGACGACACGAGCAAGAAAGUCCCAGAGCAGGAUGACUUCGACAAGGAAUUAGAAUCGUUUAUCGAAACACGAAAAAAUGAAGAAAGCAAGGAGGAUGAUAGCUCUUCAACCGGAUCAGGUAGCACAGAAGAAAGCGAUUCGGAGGACGAGAAACCCAACGAAAAAGAGGCUGAGAAAAAAGACAAGCAGCAACAGCAGCAGCAGACGACAACUGAGAGCAAAGAGACUGUUCCUGAAAAAGUGACGGAUGCUAAAAUAGAAGAAGACGAAGAAAAGACUGUGAAGAAGACAGGAAAAGAAGAGGAAAUGAAAGUGGAAAAAGAAGAGGAAACGAAAGUGGAAAAAGAAGAGGAAACGAAAGUGGAAAAAGAAGAGGAAACGAAAGUGGAAAAAGAAGAGAAAAUGGAAGAAGAGGAUAUUAAGGAGAAAUCAAAGAAUACGGUGAUUGUGAGUGAAAAAGAUGACGAUGUUGAAACAGACUCUGGUGAGCGAGAUAACAGACCAUCGUCUGCUAUGUCGGAGAGGAAGGAAGAGGAGUCGUCAAAGGAGAAGGGGACGGAUGAUGAGGACUCAGAGCCUGAUGACUACACAUUGACUGAGGACCAGAAACGCGCCCUAAAGGAAAUUGAGUACCUGAAGAGUGAGAUGGGCUUACCAGAGGAAGAUCCACCUGAAUAUGACGUAAAAGAGCGAUUAAAAACUUUAAAUGAAGAACUUGCCAAUGACCCAACACCUGUAGAAAAAAGUAACUCUAAGGUUGUUUUUAAAGCUAAUUUAGUGGACUUAGUGGCCCCACCCCCAGACUAUCCCGACGAAGAAACGCCCCGAGAAAACUCAGAAACCCCGCAAACUCAGGAAUCGGAGAACUCAAAUAAUAGUGAAACCGAAAAAAAGGACAACGGUAAAAAAGUUCUCAUUGAGCGAGACGGAAAGUUUGAAUUAGUGAGUGAAAAUGAUGUCCGAGCCAAAGACAUGGGACUGCCUGUGUUGAUUGAUGAAAACGAAAAUGUAAACAAUAACACAACAGACUCGAGUUCUAAUAGUGGUGAAUUCAAUCGAAAGCCUGCCCCGCCUUCCCAACCGAGGCCUUCUACGGCCAACGGAAAUUCUCGCCGUUCUCGACCAGGUUCGUCGAAGCAGCGAGCCUCAUCAGCAGGAACAGAACGCGGAUUCGUUUUGGGCGAUUUUAACUACAACUCACCCUAUGCAAUGUCGCCCAAGGAGAAGAAGCUAGUGGAAGAACAAGCCAAGCAGAGGGAACAGCGAGAACGCGACAAGAAGCGGCUAGAGGAGCAGGAGAAAGAAUACCAGGAAAGAGAGAGUAAUGACGCAUUCCAGGCGUGGCUCAGGCAGAAGAGGGAGGAGGCCAGAAAACGGAAGGAGAGAGAGGAGGAGGAAAAGAAAAAGAAGAAUCAGAGUCCCAGGCCCGUAAAUGGUAGCACGUCCACCAUGGAAUCGUACGAGUCCCUGCCCCAAAGCGAAGACCAGCAAGGUCCUUGGACAGAUACCUUUAUGAGAAAUAGAGGCUUGAUGCAAAGAGUGUUUGGCAAAACUGUAGUUUGCAACUUGGAAAAGAGCUUAGGCAUAGACGCGGAAGUGAAGGAGGCGUAUUCAGCAUGGCUGAAGACCAAACAGAAGCAACAGAAGCAGGAUAAACUGCUGAAGAAGCGGCAGGAAAUGGAGUCGACGGAGGGCUUCUACAUCCGGAGCCGACAGGAGUGCGACCAGGCCUUCAGACAAUGGUUGAGAAAAAAGACCUCAGAUUCGCGAAAAGCUCGGUUUAUGGAGCAACAACAGCACAGAAUGAGUCGGCAGGCAGCGCGAAAAACGCGAAAAAAUCUCUCCGCCCUCAAGGCUCUAAACAAGUCCAAUUCAUUUGUUUAUGUUGACUACUAUGGAUACAGAUAUUAGAUUUUAUUAUCAGGAGUUUAAUUAUAUUGUUAUACUUCAUUAUAUUUCGUUAUAUUUUCAUCUGUAAUUGUAAUAUGUUUAGUUAAAAUUUAUAAGAUGAGAAACCCCAUGAUUAGGAAGGGUUUCGUUAUUUUUGUUUCCAAAGUUCAUUUAUCUGUGAUAUAUUUAAAAAAAAAAAAAAUUGAAAUCAAACUCUUAUUCAAGAGGUAAAUAUUACUUUAAAAAAACUGACUCCUUUCGCUAGAAGUAAGAAAGCUGCGUAAUUUUGAUAUCGGGCCAUUUUUAUAGUGCUAGAACAUACUAGGUAUACAAGAUUUAAUGCCAUUAGUCCACAUGAAAGCAAAAAGUGAGCAUUGUCAAAUUAUUAGUUGGGUUUCAUUUUUAUCCCAGUCUUCAAUUAUCUCCCUCCUUGUAUCAAAUCUUUGAUCCGCCCAUACCAUUCGAUAGAAAUCUUGCAUCCUCACCAUUUGAUUUUAACUUUGUUAUGAUCCGUCCAUGAUUACAUUAUUUAUAUGUUUAUUUUUUAAUCUUUGUGUUAUGUCCAAAAACAGGGUUUCUUAUUUGCUGUUACAUCUUAAUCCUUUUUGAAAUUUCUUUGUUUUAACUUUAAUGAAUGAUAAAGUGGUAUGUCAAAUAUACCUAUUUGAAAGAAUAUGUUCAUUAUUAGUUCACGUCUUCAUAAUAACAAUGAAUUUAAUCAGUAUCAACGUUUUACAAUUGAAAAUAUUCAUUCCUAUCCGAUAUAAUGAUUUUAUUGUUUUAGAAUUGAAAAUGAUAUAUACAGUAACUGAAGAAUAUCAAAUGAAAGGUCGUUAAUUUUUUUUUUUCAAAUUCAGAACUUUUCAACUAAAAACGACGUCGACUUUUACAUUUUGGGUCAUCUGCAUACUAUACUGGCCAACAAUUCCAACCAGAUGUGUAAUUUGUUCGUCAUAAGUAAUAUUUCUCAUCUCAUAAAUUUCGUCUGCCAGAUUCAUGGCAGAACCACGUUUGUUUUGAAUACAUUGAAUCCACAGCGCAAAUGUUUGCUCUGCAAAUUUUUAGAGCAUGAAAACAAAAGUUGAAAAUACUGAACGUUAAUUGGAUGUGUUGAAGUUGCAAAAAAUUAUUUUGUUUCAUUUUCGAGGAAUAAUACAACGAAGACAUAUCUUGCAACGUUUCUUCUUUCUUUUUUUUAAAUUGUUGUAAAAUGUUGUGCCAUUUGACUUCGUCAAUGUAUAAUCAAAAUGUUAGCAAGAAAACCGCUUAAUCUCAAUCAAUCAUAUGCAUCUGCAUAUGCGCGUGCUAUUUUUAUAUAUCAUAUCUUAUGAUAACUUAAAACAGAAUUCGUUAAAUGGAUUAAUGUUUCGGAAUUUUGUUGUGAAAAUAAAGUUCUUGUGUUAAUUUUGUCUUUUCUGUACGCCAUAUUCAACUGCAUCUAUCGUUGUGCGGAAGCUAGCUCUCAAAUUCAUUUAGAUUAGGAGCUUCAUUUUUUGUUGAUCUUUU
Messenger RNA from Magallana angulata, 3593 nucleotides. Its product is annotated as myb-like protein X. The coding region runs from base 156 to 2108 and encodes 650 amino acids. Gene Ontology annotation, molecular function: microtubule binding. NCBI's taxonomy places the organism in Eukaryota, Metazoa, Mollusca, Bivalvia, Ostreida, Ostreidae. The record is from RefSeq and is a predicted model, not a curated record. The transcript is spliced from 8 exons.